CACUGUGAGGCAGCUGCCGGAUCGAUGGCCUUGACGCAGUUCGAGACGCGGAUCGUCUUAUUACAUCACCUUCCUUUGCCACCAUUCCUUUUCACCACAUGUACAUUACCUUAUGACCAACGAAAAACCAUCUGGGUUAUUUAAGGGACAUGUAUAUCUUACUUAUAUUGUAUGUUUAGUGUGUGUUACAUAUGUUUGAGGUGAAAAAUAGAGAGUGGCGAAGUCCGCGUCUCGGACUGCAUAGUGUUUGUGAAGGCCUCGCGCGCUUAAACAAACGUGUGGAAUCUUGGCUCUAUUUGGUGAUAUUCCAUGACCACAGGUGGCUCCCGGAAGGUGAUACGCGCACUGAAAUCCUGGACUACUGUGAGAGAUGGCUAAUAGUCCACCAGACCGGGAUUGACCAGUGGCCACCGAUCUUGAAGCGUUCCCACAGCAAGCAUUAUGGAAGAGUCUCAGGUGGUGGAGAGCAGCAGUGGGUCACCAGCCAUCAGUGUGGUUGUCACAACAAUCCCCACCACCACUUCCCAGACUGUUGAUCCCACCAACUCUGAGGCAGCACGACACCGCCUCUCCAAGAUUAAGCUUGUUGGUGUUGGUGGACUGGAGAGACAAAAUUACUGCUGUGGCCACUGGUUCCCUUCUUCCAAGAGUUACCACCAACACUUAGCAGAGAAAGCUCUCACAGAUGCCAGCCAUGAAGCAAAGCUGCUGGACCUGGGCAUGGUGCGCUGUGCUCAGUGCUCUGUGUGGGUUCACACCGAGAACAUCAUUGCCCAUCUUGCAAAGGGUCACAGUAACAACAAAGAGCCCAAGACACCAAAAAUGGUGCCAAUGGGCACCAUUACUGAAGUGCCAAGGGUCACUGGAGAUUCGAUGUUGAGCGGGACAAACAUCGUGAUCAAAGUGACUGGACAAAGCACCCCAAAGUCAUUCAGCAGCAAUAUCUCCAAGAGCAGUGGUAAUUCACUCUCUAAGUCUGGCACUGUCAAACUUGUCACCACCUCCAAUAGCACACUGUAUCAGAAGGUGCAGAACAUAAAGCAUUCAGACAGUAAUGGAACAGACAAAGUCAUCGUCCGCAAGUCUGUCACCAAUGCAGUGCCGAUGGUUAACGUUGGUCCACGGUUGGUGAUGAAGUCACUUGGGCAAGCAGGAGUUGGACACUUGAGCAGAGGUCACAAAGUGGUCCAGCAAGUUGCCCAGCCUGGCCUGAAUUCAGUCACAGGUGUAAAUGGUGUUACCUUAGCCACAACUUUUAAGACAGCCAAACAAAAUCAGUCUGGUGCACAAGGACUGACUAGUAAGAGUCCCCUCAAGACAAUGGUUCCUCAAACUAACUUCCAAAACAUUGCUGGAAGAAGCUUAAAAUUAGUGAAAAGAAUAACCAACGAAGCUCCUAAAAGUAAAUCUGUGAAGUAUAUAACUUCUGAUUCUCAAAACAAUGUUGACAUACCACAUAGUACAAAAACCAAAGAAAAGAAAGUAUUGAAAGUAUUAUCUAGUGGAGAUGCAUCAUCUAGUAAAAAUCAAGGCAAGAAACGUCGCAAACAAAUUUUAAAACCCAGCACAGGAGAUGUUUCCUACACAGACACUAACACCACCACUCCACCUCCUCCACCACCACCACCAACACAACCACCACACUCAGAAGGAAAACCAAAAAAAAGAGGGAGAAAACCAAAGUUGUCAGUCCCAGAUGAGGGUGGAAGCUGUAAUCCACCUCCCAAUCACAAAGGACACCGGAAGAAAUUCAAAGAAACAUUUGGCUUUGAUUCUUCUACUCCAAAAGUGGCAAAGAGGCCAGGCAAAGGGAUUCGUGGAGGGUGGAAGAAGAAGAAGCGUGGACCAGGGAGACCAAGGAAGAACCAGUUGAGUGACACGCCUGACACCUCUGAAGUGGACUCGCUCUUUGAUGAAGUGGACCGAGAAGAUCUGGAGAAUGAGCCGGUGGUAGUGGCAAAGAAAGAGGAAGAGAAUAUUCCAACAGUUGAACUUGACCUCUUCACUCUUCCCUCCACCAAUGAGCAGGUGUCUGUUCUCCUCACUGAGCCACAAAACCCAAACUUCAAGGUGUACGCCAGUAUGGAUGCCAUCUUUGUGGGAGACUCGGCUCUGGGAGAUGUGACGAACCAGAUUGGCUAUGUGACGGAUGCCAAUAAUGUGGUGUAUGUGAACCCCAGCCACUUCCUCUUCCCCAAUGUGGAGGACCUGGAGAACUUUGUGCCAAGUCCCAUCCUGACCAUGAAGGGGAACAAGGUUGGUCUCACGCCUGUCCGCAAGCCGUGGAGCCUCACCAGCAACAAGGCCUACACUCCCAUUGUCCUCAAGCAGGUUGGUGUCACUGCCUCCAGAGAUACUAAUACCAGUGAUGCCAGUCUAGAGAAAAAUCUUGAAGAGAAAGAAUCUCCAAUUUCUCAUGUUGCCCCUAAGUCCAGAGUGGAGGAGCACGUGCUAAAAGUGAAGACCACUCAGUCGGGCAAUAAGGUGUUAGUGAAGCAGGAGAGGAAGACUACCAAGAAAGUGCAUAAGCUGGCAGAAACAAGCAGCCAACAAGUUGAAGUCCCAGAGGUGAAGGAGCCUCAGAUCGCCAUGGAAAUGAUUUCUCCGUAUACCAAAGCAAGCAAAAAGACGAGUCACAAGAAAAAGAAGAGACGGAAGAGUGGCACUAAAGGGGACAUUGAGGAGGAAACUGAAAAUAACUCCUCUGAUUUUGAUGGAGGUAGUUUGCUAAAUGAAAAACAGCCUGAGAUUAAGCAACCCAAAGACAGCACUGCAGCCACUAUUCAGCAAAUUUUGGACUUGAAGAAUAAAGAACGCAUGGCAGCAAAGAAGUCCUUGAUCCAGAAAUGUGUGGUGAAGUUAGAAGAGUUAAAAUAUCCCUUGAAAUUAGAGAAGCCAACCACUGUGUCAUCUACUGAACUUCCAAGUAAUGGUGAAACAGUGAAAGCUUCAGAGGACAGUACUGCAGAAUUCAUUGACACUUUGUUAACUAACUCAACUGUUGAAGAGAGUUUGUUAAAUAGUGCAACUGCUGAAGACAGUGUGUUCACUGAUGCAUCUGCUGGUGAGAGUCUGUUGACUAAUAUGACUGGAGACGAUAGUGUGUUUGCCAAUACCACUGUUGAAGAGAGUCUGUUAACUAGUACCAGUACUGAGGAGAAUGUGUUCCCUAAUGUGACUGCUGAGGACAGUCUGCUAAAUAGUACCACUGCAGACAAUAGUGUAUUUACUAAUGUGACUACUGAGGAGAGUCACCUACAAGAAGAGAUUCCAAUUAAUUCCCCAGUGUUUAUGCCAAGUGAUGCAGAGGCUAUCAGUGUGAGUAUACCUGAGGAAAACUCAAUGUCAAAUGUGGAAGAACAAAAUACAGAAGAACAAGAUGUAUUAGCUGAAGGGACCUUGGCUGGUGCAAUAGAAAAUGCAUUACCAGAACCUUUGGCUGGUGUAGUAGAAAGUGCAUUACCAGAACCUUUGGCUGAUGUAGUAGAAAAUGCAUUACCAGAACCUUUGGCUGAUGUAGUAGAAAAUGCAUUACCAGAACCUGAAAUUCCAGAAACCUCUGACACUAAUGCUCCAGUAAGUGAAGUUAGUAAAGCAGUGAGUAGAACAAUAGGGGGAGGUCUUCCAAGGAGAAUGAGGAGGAGAAGGUUGAGGACUAAGUCUGCAAACAUAGUGAGUUCAAAGACAGAGACCAUACAGGAAUUCGGAGGUGGUGUUGGUGGUGGUGAUGUUAGCAGUCGUGUGUGUAGUAGAAGAAGAGUUAGGCAUGCAAGUGAGAAUUCAGUUUUGCCCAACAAGGCUGAAGUAAGUGAACAGAGAAGAGUGCCAGUUAAUAACCAAAGUGAUAAGAGUGAAAGUGGACACUCACCAAAAAGAAAACUUGAGAAAGUAAGAAUUAAAGUGGAUACAGAAAGUCCCAAAGACGAAAAAGUGUCAGAACAGUUAACAUGCCCACAGACAGCUCAAAGUGGUUUAGAUCUUUCCUUGAACUUAAGCCAGGAAAAGGUACUGAGUGAUAGCAAUGAGAACAGACUAAGCUUAUCACCACCUGGUGGAGAAAGGAAGCGAGUCAAAAAACACAAGACCAAACAUGAAGAUAAAGAGACUUCAAAAAUGGAAUCACCAAGUGGUGAAGUGUGGAAACCCCUUGACCAAAGUGGUAGCGUUUGUAGUGAGCAAUCCUCCACGGAAUCAGACCGUGAAGAAAAGCCGAUAAGGUCAGUUAGGGAGAGGAGGCCAAGUUUCAAGCUCCUGGAGAGUCUAUCUGUUGCUAGUCAGAGUCCCAAAAGAUCACCACAGAUUAAAGUGGAAGAGCAACUCCAUAGUCCAACUGAAUCUGUUCCCGAUAACCUUGGAAGUAGACAGGCUGCUGAGAACACUGCUCUUUCUCCUUCUCAUGUACCUGAUUCGUCUCCGUCACGCGAGUGGCUGGGGCGAGGUGCCAAGUUGAAGGCGCAAGUUCUCAUACAGGAUCAGCAGGCUGGUGUGAUGGAUUCUCAUAUAUUCCCACCCACUGACAGCCCUCAUCAGACAUCUAGUAAAAACAAUAGCACAGACUGUACAAGCCCCAGGCUGGAGGUGCUGUCACCCUCAAGAAUAUCAUCUCUCAUGCCACCUUCAAAAACUCCAUCACCUACCAGCAGUUCCAAGACCCAGAAGCCACUCAUUGCUGUGCAGAACAGGGAGUGGCAGGCACGAGGGGCAAAACUCAAGGCUCAGGUGAUGAUUAGUGAUCCAGAGAGCAGCUUAGUUCCUUACACCAGUGCUGAAGAACUCACUAAAUCUAUAACUUCACCUCCCAACAAAAAACUGAAACUGGACCUCUCACCAGCAAAUACGAAGGAUAUUCGCUCCUUCUUCAAGUCUGGGAAGUCUGCGGUGUCUCAGGAGAACACAUCAGUAUUGUCACCAGGUAGCCCUGUGUCUCCUCGUUCACCCCAGACCACCAGGACGCCCAAGAGGCAUGCCAAGAAUGCAAGUGACAUUAGAAAAUACUUUAAUGUCACCUCCCCCACAAUCCCAGCUAAGAAAAUAAAGGAAGAGAAUGUAAGAUCAUCACCAAAGAAGUUGGCAUCCCCAACAAGUGUACCUUCAGAAAAUACACUUGCAGGUUCCAAUUACGAAGACGUGAAGCCAUCUGUUGAGGCUUUCCCUAUUUCUGAAUAUACCUUUGAGGGCUUCAAGAGAUUAACCAGACAAUCAGGGCUGCGUUCCAAGGCACUCCUGAGGCUGGUUUCCUUGUUCAACACAAAGAGGUGGCACCGUCUGGACAAGUUCACAUUCCCUGUGGAUCAGCUCUGUGAUUGGAACGAUGAACUUCUUAGUAAUUAUGACUUUGACUAAUGAAAACAGGGACUGGCAGUGUAUGCUCAGAGGUUCUUUUAUACUUUCUGUAUGAGAUUUUUGGCAUUGGUUUGUACUCAAAUGCCUUGGGGCCAUGGCCAAAGUAGGUGUUCUUUUAUUUUUUUUAUUUUCUUGUUAUCGGGGUGGGGUUUAGGUGGCCUUUACAUUAUAGAAGUUAUUCCACAACAUUUCAUGUCCCUGUUUGCACACAUACUACAUAUAUAUACUUUAGACCCUUGCCAAAUGUGAAUUGUUCUCACAUGAAAUCCGUGAUAGUAUGAAUGGAAAAACUAUCCAGAAAUUUGCUCAACAAGGCAUGGUUUUGUGCCAGUAGAUAUAUAUAUAGUAUAUAUAUAU
Molecule: messenger RNA, 5700 nt
Organism: Scylla paramamosain (green mud crab)
Lineage: Eukaryota; Metazoa; Arthropoda; Malacostraca; Decapoda; Portunidae
Exons: 3
Coding region: 442-5343 (1633 amino acids)
Source: RefSeq, a predicted model, not a curated record